UUUGUUCCUGGACGUCUUGUCCCCUUGGAGGCCUUGCGGGGCGAGGGCGGCCUGCGGAGCGGGACAGCCAGGGCUUCUUGUGGGAGGGCGGCGAGGUAGAGGCGCUGGCGCGCGGCCGUUGGGGCUGUGACCCGCUGCUCCGGGUCGCGGUCCCGUGCCGGGGCGUCGUGGAGCCCUUCUGCUGCGGGUGCCCGCGUGCCGGGGCGGUGGCCUUGGAGGCGGAAUGCGCCGGCGGUCGGGCUGCGGAUUGUUAGGGGUGUGGGGCGGCCCGGGAGCCCUGCCGGGUGCUCGGGGUGAGUGCCAGCUCGGCUGCAGCCCGGCGCGGAUGGAAAGCGGGCGGCGGCGAACCCUGGGGCAGCUCUCCGCGGACCACCAGUCGUGCAGCUGCCGUCCCGCCGCUUCGGAGCUCAGGGGCAGGGCCGAGUGGCGGUGGUGGAGGCCUGAGGUCUGCGGAGCGCAGCAUGUGUCAUGCAACGUUUGUUCCUUUGCAGAAAAUGUUUGCCAGGUUCAGCACUCGCCUCCUGACACGGUAGUGGACUCUGCUGCCCUCCUGCCUGGCCAUCACUCUUCCCGCUUCGCUAACAGCCUUGUCAGUUAGUGACCUGGCCAGAUGACCACCACAUGGCAGUUGAUUAGCAGUUCUCGCUUGGUCUCACCAGGUCACGGUAGUUCCAGUUCCUGUUCAUGUUGGUGAUGAUGAUGAUGUCUGAAAAUAACUUUAAUUUUUUUCCUACUUUGUUAUGUUUAUAUUUAUUUUUAUGUUGCUUUGGCUCGCUCAACCCUCCAGGACAGAGUGGAAAAAUAAGGUGGUUGUGCGCUUUCUUUUUUUGUUGCCUACACAUAAAAUUCACUCGCUUUAUUGUCUGGAGUUAACAUUGUCCCCGGAGGUAGGAUCAUAGAAUAGUGAAUUCAUCCAGGAUUUCAAAUUUAAUGACAUAAAAAUGUUGGUAGUGUUCUUUCAAGACAAAAACGACCUGAGUCAUGUUUCCCAUGAAUUCCUUAUAAUUUUUCUCUUUCUCUUUUGGUCUUUACAGAUUUAUAUAUUUUAUGAUCUUUUCAGGCAAGUUUUUGGUAUUGAACUUUUUGUUGGUUAUUUUUCUUAAAUUUGUAUUUUAAAAAUGUACAAUUUAAUGAUCACAAAAGCAUACAUGUGUAAGCAAUCGUUUUCCACACGGAGAAAUAGACCAUUGCCAGCACCUCAGUGGUGUUCUGUGGGCCUUUUUCAUUCCUCCUCCACGGGUAAUUACUAUAGUGAGCACUUCUCAGAUUUCCUUAAUAACUUGUAAAUUAGAGUAUAAUUAAUCAUUCCUCAUCAUUGUAUUGCAUCAAAGUAUUGCAUACUUUGAACUGUGUAUCAGUGGCAUGGUGCAUAUUUUUGUGUGUGCACACUAGGGUUUUUCUCACUAUUGGUGAGUCUCAAGUCGUUGCACAUAGGUCUAUUUUCCUUGUUCUAUAGUGAGGGAAAGGCAAACUUAGUAUUUUGGGACUUGCAGUUUAUAUAAGGUCAUUUGUAUAUGCAUUUUUGUUUUUAUUUUACAAGUUUUUAAAAUGUAAAAACCACAGGGGGUGUUGGGAGAGAAGGGAAAGGAGGUACUGGAGACUGAAUUAGAACAAGAUAUAUUCCAUGCUUUUACAAUUAUUUCAAAGUGGAUUCUAUUGUCAUGUAUAACUAAAAAGAACCAAUAAAAAAUAAGUAAAAAUGUAAAAACUGUUCUCGCAGGUUGUAGUUUUUGUCUUGAUCCAUUAUUUGAAUAAAGUUUUUCGUACUACUUAAUUACAUUUGUAUUACUCACAGUUUGGAUUGUUAUGCAUAAUACUGCUAUGAGAAUUUUUGUGAAUACCUUCUGAUUCAAAUGUACCUUUAUUUAGGGAGAGGUAGGCAAUAGAUAUCUAAAGGUGUAUACCUCAGAAGUUUUGCUGUGUAGGGUGUGUAUGACAUCAUUUGCUUUAUGUAACCUGUUUAAGAUAUUUUUUCCAUACUCUAAUUGAUAGAACCUCCUAAAUCAUUUUCUGAAAGUGGUAUUGGUUUGCCACUCCCACUGAGGUUGGCAGUUGACUACAGAAUGGUUUUUGUGUGUCCUAAGCUGGAUUUCAGCCUUCUCUCCCAGCUCCAGUGGAUAGCUGGGAUAUCUGAACUCGCUUACUCCUGAGACGAGUGCUGAGGUGGGUCUCAUUCCCCACCUACUUUCGCAGUCAUCCUACUUAAAUCUCAUAUAGUAAAGACAUAGCUCUACCACAUUCAGAAUCUGAGGCUUCAUUGGCCAGAUACAAAAUCAGAUACAGGGACAGUUAGCAGUUCGGGGGCUUGGUGCUAAGAUGAGUGCCUGGGCAGCUACAGUACCAGACCCAGAGGAAAUGUACCAUCAAAUGGAGUUUUCUUUUCAAACCACAGGUCCUGACUUCUCAGAACCAAAACGAUUACAUGAAGGAGGAAGUUACAAGAUUGCAGCGUUAGCAUUUCUGAGGACACCUUUGAUUGAAAACUGAGUUUUCUGAAUAAGCAUUUAGAGCUGGUCCUGAAGACACCAAGGGAGAGCAUUCCAGUGGCCAGCUGUUUUCUGAGAACCGAAGAAAAUGAUCCAGUCCCAGGAGUUGCUGACACUGGAGGAUGUGGCUGUGGUCUUCACCCAGGAGGAGUGGCAGCUCCUGGGCCCUGCUCAGAAGGACCUGUACCGGGACGUGAUGUUGGAGAACUAUAGCAACCUGGUGUCAGUGGGGUGUCAAGCCACCAAGCCAGGUGCCCUCUCCAAGAUGCUAGGAGGAGAACCAUGGACAGUGGAAGGUGAAAUCCAUGGUGCAAAAGGUUCAGAAGUUUGGAAAAUUGACGAUCAUCUGCUAAAACCCUUAGAGAAUGAAAGCAAGGUGAACAGGAUGGUAUGGUGGUAUGAACAUAGUGCCUUUGGAAAUUCUGUUCAUCAGCACAGAGCUCCGUUUCUAUUAAGGCAAAACCUUGGUAUAUUUAAUUUUCAUGAAGAAAGUAUGAAACCAAACUUAGCUUUGGUUGACCAGAGCAGACAAUGUGAAAUAAAGAACUCUGCUGAGAUUUCUAGAAAUGGGGAAUCCUUUCUCCAUGUUACUUGUGAACAACUUCAUACUGGGAUUAAAUUCCCUGCAAGUGGAAAACUCAUCACUAAAACUCAGUUCACUUGUCCCAAGCCUCAGAAAACUCAAAAAGUAGAGAAACCUCAUAUAUGCAGCGAAUGUGGGAAAACUUUCAUCAAAAAGUCUUGGCUGACUGAUCACCAGAUCAUCCACACUGGAGAGAAGCCCCAUAGAUGUCAUCUGUGUGGAAAAGCCUUCUCCAGGAAGUUCAUGCUCACUGAACACCACAGAACCCACACAGGUGAAAAACCUUACAGAUGCACUGAGUGUGGCAAAGCCUUUCUCAAGAAAUCACGGCUCAACAUACACCAGAAGACUCAUACUGGAGAGAAGCCCUAUAUAUGCAGUGAAUGUGGAAAGGGUUUCAUCCAGAAAGGAAACCUCAUUGUUCAUCAGCGGAUUCACACGGGCGAGAAGCCUUACACGUGUGGCGAAUGUGGAAAAGGCUUCAUUCAGAAGACCUGCCUCAUAGCUCAUCAGCGAUUUCACACAGGGAAGACUCCCUUUGUGUGCAGCGAAUGUGGAAAGUCCUGUUCACAGAGGUCAGGGCUCAUCAAGCAUCAGAGAAUUCACACAGGAGAGAAGCCCUUUGAAUGCAGUGAGUGUGGGAAAGCCUUCACCACAAGGCAAAAGCUCAUUGUCCAUCAAAGAACUCACACGGGAGAGAGGCCCUAUGGCUGCAGCGAGUGUGGGAAGGCUUUUGCAUACAUGUCUUGUCUGGUUAAACACAAGAGAAUACACACAAGGGGAAAACCGGGAGAUUCAGGCAAGGUGGAAAUCCCUGCAGAGGGAGACAGCUCAUUCCAUACUCGUGAUGCCCACCAGGAGAAAAACCCUGUUAGCAUGCUGACUACACAGGUGUCUUCUGUGGCCCCUCAGACAGCAGUGGACAUCAGUGGACUCCUUGCUAACAGGAACCUGUUCCUUGUGGGACAGCCAGUGGCCAGGUGUAUACCCUCAGGGGACAGCAUGGGAUUCACACAGGAGAGAGACCUCACCAAUGCAGUGGAUGUGGUUGUGCCUCCAGUGAUCAAUUAUGUCUUAUUUUAUGUUACAGAAAAUCCAUAGGGAAAGGCUCAAUUCAUUCUAUUUGGGAAAGGGUUGAGCAGAAGUUUCUAGUUCACUAAAUGGCUGAAAAUUAUGUGCUGAGAGCAAUGACAAAAUGCUGAGACUGGGAAAGGGUGACAGACUCAUCCUUCCUCAGUGUUGUGUUAUCACAGAGGCACAUGUGAUGUUAAGUACCCAAACACAUAGGUACCAAUUGCUGUUUUGUAAAUUAAAUGAGUGAAGGGAGUCUGCGUUCACUUAAGUGGAGGAGAUAAGUAGAGUGAAUUUUUAAAUCAGCAUCUUGCAUGUUGUCAUGAAUGAAAAAACCUACGAGAUGGUUGAAGGGAAAGGGUUGGUACUGGAUGCAGGACACACACAUCGUCCCACUUUUCCCAGACAAAUGUGAGGGAAUCACUGAAACCAGAAAUUUCACGAAACCUGUGGAACUGCUGUGGAGGGACUGUGCAGUGAGAGCCUUCCCUGAGUCAGCGUGUUCACUCAACAGGUAUUUGACACAUGCUUCCUCUGUACCUAGACCUGUCCUGGGAGCUGAAGUCACAGAGGUGAACAAACAAAAAGUCCAGUCCCUGGGAGGAGCACUGCAUUAGCUGGGUCUUCCGUAAUUGGUAUCUUCACGUUCCAGCUGAUCUAGUUAGAGGGUGUGACUGUCUGCAUGGGUGAAAUGGGUACCGGUUGACUGGUUCAAGAGAACACGAUGGCUUAUGGCUAAGAGAGCAUCUCAUUUUGAGGGGUGAAAUGGACUCCUCCUUUGAGAAGAAAGGAGGGGUGCCAGGGAUUGAACUCAGGGGCACUUGACCACUGAGCCACAUCCCCAGCCCUAUUUUGUAUUUUAUUUGGAGACAGGGUCUCAUCGAGUUGCUUAGUGCCUAGCUUUUGCUGAGGCUG
Molecule: messenger RNA, 5055 nt
Organism: Sciurus carolinensis (gray squirrel)
Lineage: Eukaryota; Metazoa; Chordata; Mammalia; Rodentia; Sciuridae
Product: zinc finger protein 615-like
Exons: 4
Coding region: 2575-4170 (531 amino acids)
Biological process (GO): negative regulation of transcription by RNA polymerase II; central nervous system development
Cellular component (GO): nucleus
Molecular function (GO): RNA polymerase II cis-regulatory region sequence-specific DNA binding; DNA-binding transcription activator activity, RNA polymerase II-specific; DNA-binding transcription repressor activity, RNA polymerase II-specific
Source: RefSeq, a predicted model, not a curated record